ACAAUCUGUGUUUGGAUUCAGUGCGCAUGCUGAGUUCCGGGGGAUACAACUUAAUAAAGAGGGAAACUCACAGCAGGAUCAGGAUUUGAAUGAGGCAACUCUCUUCAGGGCAAUGUCAAGUGCUGAAGCUUGGGUUGGGAGCUGGAGGCCUCACAAGCCAAGAGGGCCCAUAGCUGCCCUCUACGGUAGCCCAGGGCCCAAGUAUGCACUACCUGGACUUACAGGUAUUUCAAAACAUGACCCUACUAAAUACAAAGCACCAAUGUUCAGCUUUGGGAUACGUCACAAUCAGGCCAAUUCUAACUGCUCACCUGGACCGAGAUACCUCAUCCCCUCCAACAUCACCAGAGGGGGCCGAGAUGGCACUCCUGCGUUUUCACUUCACAGCCGUCCAAAGGACCCAGCACUGUUCCAAGCCCCUGGACCAGGCAAAUAUUCCCCAGAGAAGUCAGGAAAUGUGAUCUUUCGCGCUGCUCCUGCUUAUUCUCUAGCUGGGAGGAGCAAAGAAAUCAGCAACAGCCAAACACCAGGUCCAGCCUCCUAUUCUCUGCCGCCGGUGCUGGGGCCCAAAACUGUGGCCACAGCUGCAGCUCCCACCUACUCGCUCUGUGGCCGCAGCAAAAAUGGAAGCUUCCAUGAAGACCUGAAGAAGACUCCUGGCCCUGCUGCCUACAAAGUGGUGGACCCUUGUACUUACAGCCAAAAACCUCCCCAGUAUAGCAUGACAGGCCGCAACUUCACACCAGGUGAAACCACAAAGAAACCAGGACCCGGUGCUCAUUAUCCUGAACAGGUGACCUUCACAAGACCAAAAGCUCCGAGCUUCUCCUUUGGACUGCGUCACUCAGAGUUCAUCUCACCCCUCAUUGUAGAUGUGCAUGAAAAAUGUGAUUGAUCACACAGCAGUAUCGAUUAAAGUACAAAAAGCAAACUCCUCAAGAUUACUGAGAAUCAUAUUCUAUUGCCACAGUUACAGGCCUUGUUGUAUUGGUACUUGUCACUUUGUCUGCGUGACUGAAUGCAGUAUUUGAAGUAAAUUGUAUAGAAUUAAAAAGAAAUGUCACCAGAAAUUUGGUUAGUUAAAAAUGUAAGUAGGUAACUAAUUAGUAUCAAUUGUAAUUUUCAUAGCAGCAAAAGCACAAGUGAUGACAUGAAAGAUGGAUCCAAUGAAGCCAAUAUUAAUGGUAUUAGUUAAGAGAGGCCUGUUGAUCUGGCAAAUAAAACACCAAACAGAACACAUGAAACUAUUUUAUUAAAGGUUCAAUAUGUAAGAUUUUGAAGCACUUACGCAACAUUAAAAAAAUGAGGCCGUCCCCAGCUUUCUUGGUUGUCUGUGGACUGGAUUUGUAUGUGUUUCUAAGGAUGUGAGGCUGAAUGAAGUGUGACAGCACCCACCUGUCUCUCAAAACCAUUUGCCAGCUAUUGAGCGCGCACUCCAUUGCAAACUGCUAAAAGCAGGUAUUAAAGGUCAAUUC
Molecule: messenger RNA, 1475 nt
Organism: Morone saxatilis (striped sea-bass)
Lineage: Eukaryota; Metazoa; Chordata; Actinopteri; Moronidae
Gene: cimap1b
Product: outer dense fiber of sperm tails 3B
Exons: 7
Coding region: 113-895 (260 amino acids)
Cellular component (GO): cytoskeleton
Source: RefSeq, a predicted model, not a curated record